Messenger RNA from Eruca vesicaria subsp. sativa (arugula), 932 nucleotides. The record is from the annotation of a GenBank genome assembly. Lineage: Eukaryota; Viridiplantae; Streptophyta; Magnoliopsida; Brassicales; Brassicaceae.
CGGAGAACACUUGAGGAGUUACAGCAUUUUUAAGAGUUCCCUUCCCUUCCCUAUCGAGACUCCCUCUCCUCUGCGACUUAUUUCACCACCAAAUCGCCGCCAUGUUCAGACAAGCUUCUCGCCUCCUCUCCCGAUCUGUCUCCGCCGCAUCCUCCAAAUCGGCGACGACUCGUGCCUUUUCAACGGAAGUCCCGUCCACUAUCGAUUCGACUUUCGUGGAGUCAUGGAAGAAAGUCGCACCGAACAUGGACCCGCCGCAGACUCCUUCUGCUUACAUGAAACCUCGUCCGUCCACCGCGUCUUCGAUUCCGACGAAGCUCACCGUCAAUUUCGUCCUCCCUUACGCAUCUGAGCUUUCCGGGAAGGAGGUCGACAUGGUCAUCAUUCCUGCGACAACAGGACAAAUGGGUGUUUUGCCUGGACACGUGCCAACAAUCGCUGAGCUGAAACCCGGUAUCAUGUCUGUUCACGAAGGUACUGACAUAAAGAAAUACUUCGUGAGCAGCGGAUUCGCAUUUCUCCACGCAAAUUCGGUCGCUGAUAUAAUCGCGGUUGAGGCCGUGCCGCUGGAGAACCUUGACGCAAGCCAAGUUCAAAAGGGUUUAGCUGAGUUCACACAGAAACUUGCUUCUGCGACAACAGAUCUUGAGAAAGCAGAAGCACAGAUUGGUGUCGAAGUUCACAGUGCAAUGAACGCAGCUCUGUCAGGCUAAAAGAAAGAUGGUUAGUGAAGACCCUUUUUUUGCUAUUACAAAAGGAUGGAAUAAAUUAGAAAAUGAUUUUUACUUGUUUUUAUCGUGUUGGACUUUGUUUGAAUAAAUGAUUUUGUUGAAGGCACAAACCAACAGAAAGUUUCUGUGUUCAUAUUUCUGUUACUGUACUUUUGUUGUGUUGAGAUUGAGAAUCUUAAGUUCCUGAAUUGAGUGGUUUUC